GGAUCACAUGAUUGUCACGUGAUUAAAGUAUUAAGAAUAUACGAAAUAUUCCGAAUGUAUAUUUGUAAACAUUAUUUUUACCACAAAUGUGGAAACUUAUUUAAAUAACAUGAUUAGUGAAACAUGGAUCGAAGCAACAAAAAUGAUAGCGACCGAGGUAUUUCGGAGUCGGAUUCCGAAUCAGAAACAAAGCCAUUGCUUCUUGGAUCACCAGUUGGAGCAGACGCAUCGGCUAACAUGUCUGAAAAAGGAAAGGAUGCUGUGGCUGUUCAAUUUGCCGAUGAUGUCGGGCGUGAACCUUCUAAAAGCGGAGGUAAAAUUACAGGAGAAAGGCUUUUCGUGGUCGCAAGUAUCUUGGUUACAGAAUUGUGUGAACGGUUGACAUAUUACAGUGUUGUGGCAAAUAUGGUCUUGUUUUGUACGUCGGAGCUAAAUUUCUCCAGCGAUGAUGCUUCCGUGGUCACUCUUGUAUUUUCAGGAACAGUGUAUUUGAUUCCAGUUAUUGGAGGAUAUGUUGCAGAUUCACUGGCUGGAAAAUACAACACGAUUCUUGGAUCUGGUCUUAUUUAUGUCCUAGGCCUGUUCCUCCUUCCUGCAUCCGCUGUGGACUAUAGAAAAUGGUUUGGAGGUGAAGAGGACCUCAGCAUUGAAGCUAGGAAAGGAUAUUUUUUCAGUGGAUUGGUGCUGGUUGCCAUAGGAACAGGAGGAAUUAAGGCCAAUGUAGGGCCAUUUGGAGCUCAACAGGUUGAUGACCUAGGAUCAGAUGCAGUCCAAUCAUUCUUCAAUUGGUUUUAUUGGUUUAUCAAUGCUGGAGCUGUGGUUGCCUAUUCAGGGGUGGCGUAUGUACAACAAGAAGUGGGAUUUGAUUUCGGGUUCCUGAUCCCACUUCUUAGCAUGAUCAUAGCCAUUGUCAUCUUUAUGUUUGCCAAACCCAAGUACAAACAUACACCAAUCGGAGGUAGUAUUCUUACAUCAUCAUUCAAAGUAUGUUGUCAGAGCAUUAAUGGAUGUAAUGAUCCAUCAUGGAGUCAUGCCCACAAGGAUCAUGGUGGUUCGUACAGUAAAGAAAUGAUUGAAGGGGUGAAGGCAGUACUACGGGUCAUUCCUGUCUUUAUUCUAGUCAUUGUAUACUGGGCUGUCUAUUCUCAGAUGAGUACAUCACUAUUUUUACAAAGUGAGAGGAUGAACAUAUCAGUGGGGGAUGCCAAGCUUCCAGCAGCCAUGUUAAACAUCUUUAACACGUUAAUUAUCCUCAUACUUAUACCAAUCAUGGACAGAAUUGUGUACCCCCUUCUAGCUAAAUAUGGAAAAAGUCCUACACAUUUACAGAGGAUUGGUAUUGGCAUGGUGCUAGCUGCUUUAGCCAUGUUGUAUGCUGGAAUGAUGGAAAUUAUUCGUAAGAAUGACAUCAGGGAUAAUGGCUAUAUAACACAGACACUAUCCAAGGAUGAAUUUAAUGCCUCCAAAUUAACCAUGUUUGCACAGAUUCCUGAAUUUGCUUUCAUUGGUUCUAGUGAGGUUUUUGCUAGUAUCUCAGGUCUUGAGUUUGCUUACACACAGGCACCUCAGUUCAUGCAGGGACUUAUCAUGGGGCUGUUCUUGAUGACCUCAGGGUUGGGAAGUUAUUUGGCAUCAUUAAUUGUUGCUAUUGUUGGUGCCUGGAGAAAGGAUGAAGCAUCCGAUUGGUUUCCAAAAGAGCCGAAUAACGGGCACUUGGAAUACCUUCUGUUCUUAUUGGCUGCAUUAACCUUCAUAAACCUGUUUAUAUUCAUCUUCGUGGCAAAAUGGUACAAGUAUAAGAAACCAGACUUUGAGACAGAAGCAGAGAUUCCGGUUAACCCUGAGGAUGUUCAUGUGUACGAAAACAAUUCAUAUCAUGAUAACGAGAAAAAACCGUUGUCGGAAUAUUCUGAAACAUCGAAGUUAUAAAACAUUUUAUCGUAAAACAUCAAUGACAGAUUUUCGUGGGAGCAGUAUUUUGUUGUUCAUGUGUACAAAUAAAUUCGUAUUUGCUGCUACAACUUGAUCCUGGUAGUUGAAACAGAAUAUAUAAAGCACUCUUUUGUUGGGUUAUUGAAACAAGCUUUUGCUGUUUUGGUGUUUAAUGUAGCUGAUCUUGUUGCGGAUACCUUACAUGCCACAAUGUUUAAAGAUUUAUCUUAUUGGUUUCUAUAUGUAGGAAAUAUGUGAAAUGUUAAAUAUCUGUUGGUACAAAAAAUAAUGUAGCAUAUGAUUAUGGCAAGAGAAAUGGGAGACAAAUGGUAAAUGUGUUUUUGACAGUUCAAAUGCAUUCCAGUUAUGUAUUUUUCAACUUUUGAUGAAAAAGAUCCUUUAUUUUAAUCACAUUUUUGUUUACUCCUUUAUAGGGAAUAUUAAAUAAACUUAUGAACAAGGUAAAUAACAUAGUAUUUAUCAAAUACCUUGAAACAACAGAGGAAAAUAUAUGUUGGUCAAGGAUUGAGCCUAAUCAGUGACAAAGCUAUUAGGCUCAUUUGCAUAUUUGCAUAUUUUUUACAAAGUCGCAAAAGUAGCAAAGGUAUGUGAUUUCAGGGUUGGAAGUCACUUCCAUCUGUUAGUGUGCCAUUGAAAUUUUUAUAAAUAAAUGUUCAUUUUAUACUUAAGAAAGUUAUUUUUCUAUUUUUAUUGUUUAUUCCAUUGAUAAUGCAUACAAUGUGUAAAUUUUAAUUUGUAAUAUUAUUUGGACACCAACUACAGAUUAUUUUAAUAGCAUUUUCAUGCAAUUCUUAUCAAGCAUUCUCAUAAUUCUUAUGCAAAUCAUUGAAUAUGUUGGUUUGUUUUUAAUGCUAAGUUUUGAAGUGCAUAGGAAAUAGUUCUAUAUGUAAACUAUAACUGAUACUAUGUACUAAGAAGAAAUUGACUAAAAUAUAAUUAGUGUAAAUGCAAUACUGUGAUGCCUGUUUUAGUAAAUAUACAUUGUAUGAUAAAAGUAUAUGCAUGCUAAUUACUAAUAACCAGAAAAUAGAUUCUGUACAAUAUUAUAGUUUUAAUAAAUUGCAUAAUGUUUUUUUUUCUAAUUCUAUCUUAUCGCUGCUUUAGCAAAGGCAUACAUAAAAUUUGUUAGAAAUUGUAGAUGCAUAUCAUUAGGUUUGGCUUAUUAUAAUGUGUGUUUUCUUCCUAUCUUUGUGUUAUAUGAAGCACAUGUAUAUAUAGUUAAGUGUAAUUUGUUAAGUGUAUAUUAUUAAGUGAAUAUUGUUAUGUGUCUAUUGUUAAGUGUAUAUCUACAGUUGUUGUUUAAAUAUGUUACUUUUGAUAAAUACAUUUUAAUUGUGUUAUUGUCCUUUUUAGCAGCAGAAUUUCUGUUUAUUAAACUUUUAUCAUUCUUUAA
This is a messenger RNA of Ruditapes philippinarum (Manila clam), 3346 nucleotides long. RefSeq names its product solute carrier family 15 member 4-like. Gene Ontology annotation, cellular component: membrane. Gene Ontology annotation, molecular function: transmembrane transporter activity. The transcript is spliced from 11 exons. Lineage: Eukaryota; Metazoa; Mollusca; Bivalvia; Venerida; Veneridae. The record is from RefSeq and is a predicted model, not a curated record. Gene Ontology annotation, biological process: transmembrane transport. Bases 124 to 1929 code for a protein of 601 amino acids.